Lasiodiplodia theobromae is the source of this 1125-nucleotide messenger RNA. RefSeq lists its product as uncharacterized. The record is from RefSeq and is a predicted model, not a curated record. The coding region runs from base 1 to 1125 and encodes 374 amino acids. NCBI's taxonomy places the organism in Eukaryota, Fungi, Ascomycota, Dothideomycetes, Botryosphaeriales, Botryosphaeriaceae. The transcript has a single exon.
AUGCUCUGCUCCUUAGAGAUCGCCGAUGGCAGCCGCUCGUCGUGGAUCACACACGCACGCGGCGCCGCGGCCAUCCUCGAGUCCUACACGCACAUGAUAGACACGCACGUCGCCGACUUUGCUACCAGAUACCUCCGGCCACGGAGUAUUUUCCUAAACACUACCACGGCCGAUCAGCAAGGGGAAGAGUCAUCAGCGGUGGGCCGUCUGGCCAAUCCCCUCCCCACGACCCAUCCGCUCCACAUCGACGCCGUGGCCACCGUCGCUGCCAUCGACCCGCACAUCGGCUGCUCACUCGAGGUGCUCGACAUUAUCGCCCAGACGGCCGAUCUGGCCAGCUUGAAGUGGAGCUGCACUGAUCAACCAAAGCCUUCCCACGUCGCCGACCCCACAAUCACCCACCGCGCCGCCGGCCUCCUCGCCCGCCUCAACUCCUUGCAACAACCAUCAUCAUCAACCUACAAUGACAACGACGCCGACGCCGAUUACGUCCACAGCUGCGCCGAAUCCUUCCGCCUCGCCGCCCUCAUCUACCUCCGCCACGUCGCCGGCUUCGACUACCCCGACCCCUUCCGCUCUUCCUCUUCGUCUUCGUCCCCCUCCUCCUCUUCAUCGUCCUCCCUGUCCUCUUCUUCCUCCGCCUCCGCACGCACCACCCAGCUCCGCGCCGACCUGCGCCGCUUCUUCACCCUCUACACCACCCGCAUCGUGCGGCGCGGCAUGCCGCGCGUGCUGUUCCCCGUGUGGCCGCUGUUCGUGGCCGGGUGUUUCGCCGAGGAAGACGCUUUCGCUUCUGCUGCUGCUGCCGCUACCGUCGGUGGUGGUGGUGGUGGUGGUAGCGUUGGUGAAGGAGGAGGUGUUGGCAGUGGUAAAGGAGAAGGCGGCUACUAUUACUCGGAGCGCGCGGUCGUGAUGGACGUCUUCGCGACGUUGGAGGAGACGUGGCCAGUCAGCAACGUGCCGGUGGUGCGGGCGGCGGUGGAGACGGUGUGGAAGGAGAGGGAUUUGAGUGUGGGGUGUAGGAGGAGGGGGAGUGGUGGUGAGGGUGGGGGUGGGAGGGGGGUGAGGGCGGCGGCGUGGAAGCGGGCGAUUGAGGCUUUGGGGUGGAAGUUGGCGUUGUCGUGA